Molecule: messenger RNA, 5271 nt
Organism: Gamsiella multidivaricata
Lineage: Eukaryota; Fungi; Mortierellomycota; Mortierellomycetes; Mortierellales; Mortierellaceae
Product: Pleckstrin homology domain-containing protein
Exons: 4
Coding region: 319-4947 (1542 amino acids)
Biological process (GO): ascospore-type prospore membrane formation; protein localization to prospore membrane
Cellular component (GO): prospore membrane
Source: RefSeq, a predicted model, not a curated record
CACUGAUUUGCCACCAAAAAGGGGAACCAAAGGGCUACACCAUCCCAUUCCGAAGAAAGGUUAAUCCUUUUGCUUUCUCAAAACGUCAUUGUCCCUACAUCACCUUUUCUUUCUAUUCCAUUCAUUCACAUUCAUUCAUUCCUUUGACAUUCGCCAAUCCGCCCCCACUCCACCUCUUUCGCUUUCUUGCGCUCACUCAUUUUCACUUUCUUUCUUUCAUUUCUCUCUUUUCUUCGGCUCCACUUUCUUUAUCCUUUUAUUCUUUUUCACCCCUUUGAGGACAACUAAGAACGAGGCUUUACUUCCCUGAUAAGUACAAUGGCAUCCUUUGGGAACUCGAUUCUAUCUACCCAUUCUGGUCACCAUCGUAUCUUCAUCGGCCCCAUCGUCCUGAAGCAUCAUAACCACAGCAACAGCAACGAACCCACCUCUCACCAGGGACAAGCGAAAUCUUUCCAUUCACAUCAUGCCAACGCUCGUCACUCUACACAAGCAGCUGUACCAAAGCCAUGGUGGGUUCAAGGGUCAUCCUUUCUCAAAUCUCAUACUUUGCCUCACCAGACUUCAACGCCAACUACUGCACCAGUUCCCGGCACGACACCUACCUCUCCAGCACCCUCAGCAAUACCAAAUGCUCCCCUGCAGCAGACCAGUAUACCCCAGCUAUCCUAUACCUUUAGCGACCACAGCUCCGACGAGAGCCACGAAACUGAUGAUGAGGAUCCAAAUGCUUUCGACAGCGAAGACGAGAGGCGAGACUACGAGCAGGAUAAUGACGAGGAUGGCGAGGAUGAACGUGGGGAGCGCGAGGGCCAUAGAAAGCUAGAAUAUGGUCCGGAUCGAAACAAAUCCGUGCAUCCAUUUCAAAUAUCGACAUCCACAGCUUCUGCAUCAUCCAACGAAUCACUCUCCGCCCGUGUUGGACACAGCCUCCAGGGCUACCAUGGAACUUCUGAACACAGUGAUCCCACUCAAGGACGGCAUGAACUGCCACAUACUGGAGAUAGCGCUGGCGGAUGGAGGACCAAGGGCCCGGAGGUAAAAGGCAAAGAGAGGGCGGCUGAGGACAACAAUGAGCCGAUAAUGGCGACUGCUACCCGGUGGUCUUCCAAGGAGAAAAAGCGCACGAAGAGCAUGCGAGAUGAAGGGGAACCCAACCGGCUUAAAAAGUUUUUUGGACACCAUCGGAAAGCACGACCCCAUGAAGGCGAUCUCGACAACCCGGACCUUGGAUGGGAGAGCGAAGGAUCGAGAAUGCCUCGACCACGACCUACCAGACAGAUGAGCUCAGGGGCAUUGAUAGUCGGUCAACAGCAUCUACAUAAGAACCACCAUCCAGUCCUUGUGGGAUCACCAUUAUCAUCUGUGAUGGACCUUCCAGCAACCAACCACCCAGUCUAUGUCAGCUCCCCUGUCUCUUCAAUGGUGGAUGUCAGCAAGCCUGAAAAUUUGGAACGGCCCGAUCCGAUUCCUAUUCAGAACCUGCCUCCAGAGGAGAGCGGCGUACAAAAGUCAGAUCAUUUGGGUCCAGCCUGGAAACCGUCAUCAUCAUCAGUUAAAACACUUUCAACACCAUCUUCGCCGAUAAACAGCAAUAUACGGCGUGGGGCAACUUGGGUCACAGCCCGAGAAUCUGUCUCCAGUGUCAACCGGGAUUCACUCUACGGACAGGCAUUAGAGGAAGAAAAUGAGGAAGAUGAGGACGAUGCGGAUGAACAUUACUCGCUUGCAAAAGUAAUCAGUCGUGAGAGCGACAGCGGUGCAGGAAUUCGACCUAACGGCCAGGCCGAGGGAGCAAUUCGAACGAGUCAGGAAUCAAAGGAAAAGACGAUGGAGGAAUUGGCCGUCUCAGAUACUGCCUCUCAAAAGGAGCCGCUUUCAACAACGAUCAGCAAGGCGAGCACACGAUUCGGUCGGGCGCUUUUAAACAGGUCUCCAACAGGAAUGAAGCGACAGAGCGACAUGCCAAUCAGGACGAGUGUGCAGCCCGUCGAAUCGAUAUGUUCGAUUGACAAGGGUUGUCAACUACAAACGGACAGUCCUGUCAAGAAGAAGCAUGUACGAUUCCUGACCAAGGUGCAAUACCAGAUCAAAUCUAGUCGAGAGCCUACCUUAUUGUCGACACAUCCGGUCGUGAAACAGGAUCGAAUGUUGGUCAGGAAGGAGGUGACAGAACGAUCUGGACCCCAUGUCUACAACUCGGAUACUGCUCGUCGCCUGGAGCGCAUGAGUCAAGGGUGGAAGGAAUGGUGGUGUGUCAUGAAGGGGCCACCUACUGAUUCGAAACCACCUGUCAAGAGGAUUCGAAGGAGAUCCAAAGCCGACAAGAGAAUCGAGAAGGGCCGUCUCGAGUUUUAUUAUAACCAUAAAAAAAUCAAUGGGACGGUCGUCCUGUCGUCUUGCACAAGCGUCUCAGUCUACUCCUCUUUGGACUAUUCGAUUGCUGUGACUCAGAACUAUCCAGAGGCACUGGGAUUGACUGUAUACAUUCUUCGCCCUCGCACCAUUUCGCUUGCCUGUGCGUGGUAUAUGGAUAUUUACACGCUGUUGAACGGGAAUGCGCCUAUUCCACCCUUCAUUGAGAUCGCGGUGCCGGACUUUGAUGUGAAGAUCAGAGUCCCUAUCCCCGAAGAUUCAGAUUCAGGAACCGACGAUGAUGACGACCUGGUCGAGAGUAUCGAAGAUGAGGAUGAGGAUGAAGGCAUGGGUACGGCGCUAAGUUCGACAUUACCAUUUCAGGAACAACAGGACGCUGGUCAAUCAAGCACCACAACCCCGCACGAGAAUUAUCGGACGGCAGCAUCGGACCUCCCCACACGCAUGCUGUCCAAGACGUUUUACCUCACAGACGACAAUGCACGACCUCAACUGGUGGCGCCAGACGAAGUCACGCCCAAGUUGUUGCGAUCCCAUGUUUUGUCGUUGCUCAAAGAUGUUCCGGACUGGACAGAGGUGGUCAAGAUAUGGCAGGAUCCAGGACAGUAUGGCGAUGUGGCACUCUGUUGGAAGCGUUAUGAUCGAAUCGAGUGGAUUUAUUGGAACGAAAGAGUGCUAUCCGAGACGAAUAAUCUACACUUGCAGAAGGGUCAUAUUGGAUUUGCGGAUGGUUCAGAGUGGACUGGCAGAAUGGAUUGGACCGUUGUAGGACCACAGGUGCUGGAUAAGACACAUCUGUUGGAACUGAGACCAAUUACCCACUACCCAUCCAAGGCAAAAAUUGCAGGUGGUCAGGAACUGCAUGAGCCAGAUCCUAUCGAAGGCUAUCUCGUGCGUGUGAGCACGUUUGCAGGCAAUCCGAUACGUCGCUUCCGUCGACUUUACUUGACCUCGCACGACCACAUGCUGAUUUAUACAGUUCCGUCGGAGUCGCACAGCCCCACGAUGCAACAUGCAGGAUCGAUCGACCCUUUGACCCUCGUUUUCUGUAUCACCCCACAUCGAUCUGCUAAUCCGGAUCACAAGGAUAUGUCACAAAGCCGUUCUCUCCGCAGGCUGAAGGCGCAAGUGAAGGCAGCGCGUGGAUUCAUUGACAUGACCAAGAUUGAAGCUGUGAGAGUGUUGACUGUCCGGGAGUGGGAAACCAUGCGACAUGUGUCAUAUAAGAAGAGCAUGAAAGGGAGUAAGAGGGAGAGGUUGGGCAAGGCCGUCAUGCGCGCGACAGAGGCAGUAGAGGAAGCGGGGGAUCGUGCCAGAACAGCCAGUGCCAGUCAUCAGGUUGGCCAGCAAGAACAAGAGCCACAAGUCAUCGAGAGGGAACCGGACAACUACUUUUUCCCGACGAUUUUAGUUGAACCAGAGUCUCUCCAGCAGCAAACUGCUAUACCCGGAUCUAACAGUCAACAGCAGCAGCAACAGAGGCAUGGUGCGGCUAAUGGAAGCACACAUGAGUUGCACGGUUCUGAACCCCUGAACAACAGUCUGCGUAAGAAGCUCGCAGUUAACGGACACACUGCAACGACCUCACUCAGGGAGGGAUUCAUCAAAUCAGCAACGUUUGUUGCGGAUGUGCUACUUCACAACGAUACCGGCAACAUGGACAACCACCUGGAGGAUAGCAAUGUGAUCGAGGUUGAGAUGAAGGGUGGGCCCUGUGUUCGCUUCCGUGCCUUUAGUCCCGAGGCUGCCCAUCUCUGGUGUGACCAAUUACAGAAGCUGGCCGAGUAUUGGAAGCUGAGGAAGCACUUGGAUAUCAAGGAACACAUGUAUGUGUCGCAGGCGAACUGCCAGCUAGCGUCAAGUCUAGAUACUGACGAGAUCCAACUUGGAGAGACGAUCCAAGACUGGGAUAACGAUAGGGCGAUGGUGUCACCGGGUAUAUGGAACUGGUGUGUUGUGAAUGGGUGCCGGAGCAUUACAAAAUCUGGAAUGGUAUAUUAUAAACCCAAGUUGCACAGCACCUUCCGAAGGAUGUUCCUGGUCCUGACAGAGGGCUAUCUAAUGCUGUUCCACCCUCACCGGCGAUCCAAGACGACAGGACAGUUGGUUCCGACAACGGUGUCGAAGUUGGCCUCGAUCCAUUCGCUAAUGGAUAUCUAUAUCUACUCGGGCCACUUUUCGGACGAAGACACUGUGCAUGGGACGAACGAUGAAUCUGAGCGGCUGCCGCGGUAUUUCCCCGAUGGACUAAUCGUCGACGAUCCGGACGAAGACUGCACGUUUUCUAUCUGGCGAGGCAAGCGGAGGAGGAUGUUGAGUCGACGUGGUCCGGCGCUGCUGACGAUGUCAGCGCGAGCAGUGAGCGGAUCAUCGAAGGUCUUUGGCAAGGAUGGUCUGCUUUCGAGCAUUGUUAAGGACGGGGUGGUGUAUGGAAGCGCGCCACGGAGUUGCGGGGUGUUCAGAGCUCGAUCCAGGCCUGAUUUAGAGGAAUGGGUGUUUGCGAUCAACAAUGAGAUAGAGCGGGUUGUGCGAGCAGAACGGCGCCGGAUCCGGUUCGCAGGACGCAGCUGAGCGAGCUGCACGUCGAGACAGAACCUAACCGGGCAAGGACGCUGAAAUUGAUACUCUUAUGAGGACAGGCUCAGUAAUAAACGCACCCAUUGGUUGAAAAGAUAUCAUAUGAAUUUGGGUUCGGUGGAGUCAAACCGUAAGAUAGUCCACUUUGUUGAUUUUGCUCGAGAACUCAAUUGGAGGGCUGAAGCCCAGUUGCAUGGAAGAAAAGAGAGAUCGAGAUGAAUGCGGCAAAGAAGAAAGAGGAUUAGGAUGGAUGCAGCAAGUCGAGUGGAGAGGAGAGGAGGGGCGUCCUGUGAAUCAUGCAUGAAUCAUACAUCGUAU